This is a messenger RNA of Leguminivora glycinivorella, 2087 nucleotides long. RefSeq names its product CD63 antigen-like. The transcript has a single exon. The record is from RefSeq and is a predicted model, not a curated record. Gene Ontology annotation, cellular component: membrane. NCBI's taxonomy places the organism in Eukaryota, Metazoa, Arthropoda, Insecta, Lepidoptera, Tortricidae. Bases 2 to 766 code for a protein of 254 amino acids.
CAUGGCUAAGGAAGACUUUAUGAAGAACGUGCUUUACGUUGUCAACAUAAUCUACGCCGUGUUCGGCCUCGCUACAGCGAUCACUGGAAUAUGGUUUUUCGUGCAACUCAUGGAGUUCGUCCGGCUUCGGAACAUGAACCACUAUUUACUUGACUGGAGAAUUUACUGGCCUCAAGUUGCACCAUGGCUGUUCAUCAUCUUUGGGGUUAUGAUUAUCAUCAUCGCCUUCUGUGGUUGGUGCGGUGCUCAACGCGAAAGCCGAGGGAUUCUUGGGAUUUACGGUGGCUUUAUGAGUUUCCUGAUUUUAUUCCAAGUUUUAUCAGCAGUGCUUAUAUUUGUGUACGUGGAUGGUGAAGAUACCGAUCGGUUCAUAAAGGAUACAGUGUACGAUGGAUUCUACAACAUUCAGAACAACCAGGAACACGCGAGGCAGUACGAGUGGAUUGAGAGGAAGCUUAAAUGCUGUGGGGCGAAUGACGCUCGAGAUUACCGUGCUUUUAGAAACGACCUGCCUCUGUCUUGUUGUCAUGACAGCCUUUACAAAGCCUUGUGUGACUUCACCGAUAAGGAAGCCAACGAAAGAGUGGGUUGUGCUAAAGUGGCUGCAGUGUACACUAAGAUUAUCAGCUCUUCAGUAGCCGCUGCAUCACUCCUGAUGAUGAUACUUGAGAUUGUUGGUGUCGCGAUAGCUUGGAGACUGUUCCAUCUAUUCCGGGAAGUGGAACAUUAUAUUCCGGAGAAGAAGGAAGGUGAGACAGAGUGCUAGUAUUAGGUUGUAUUUAGCCAGUAUUAUACCGCCGACUUUAGUUUACCGACACGAAUCCGAUACGAUCUUUUUGCAGUCUUAACUAUGCAUAUCUUCAUGUUUAUUAAAUACAUUCAGUUCUUGACUUAAAGUUUUAUAAUAUAAGGUUUAUAAUAACUUGAUAGUUAUGGAAUAUGCCGAUAUGCAUAAUUAAUUUUAGAUUACUGCAUUUAGCAUCAAGUUCCCAUGUCUCCUUGGUUAAGGAAAAUCAGGCAACUUGUUCAUAAUUAUUAUUUAAUUGUAAGAUCUCCGCAUUCCUUCGUGUCUUAGUUAAGAUAAGUUAAGCUAAUUGCCAUAAUGAAAUCGACUGAGGUCAGAAUGCCAUCGCCUUGAGUCGUUAUAAUCAGGAUCCCUAACUCAAUCAUGUAUAUUAGGCAAUUGAGUGACUUAAGCUUUGAAAUUGAGCUGUAUAACUUUGAAGCUAAGAUUGAGUUUAGAUAUAGAAGUUGAGAUUCUUAAGCUGUACGGCCUCGCGAGCAGUCGUGACGAAUUAUAAAACCAUUCGAGUAUGUACCUCGUCCAACGUUGAUUUCGCAACGCUCGCUUGAAGUCGCUUCGAAAGCGGGCGAGCCAUGGACAGGUAUAUGUUGUACUUGCGUAGAAGGCCGCUUAUGAGAAAAUGUUUGACCUCAAAUACGACUUAGAGCAUAAACGCAGUAACUCCGUGGGUUUUGACGUAACUUUGCGACUUUAGGCGAUGGUAUUUUGUAUGUUGUGUGUUUGGACAUGAGUUCUAAGGCAGUUAUGUAAUGUGUUCUGGUAAUUUAUUAGCUUCGAUGAAGCAUGUUUUUAAUAUCAAUGUGCCAACGUAAUCAUGUUAUUUGGUUGCGAUUAUGCAAUGGACGCAUCUUUAUAUUUAGAUAUAUAUUUUCUUUGCUACAUUCAUUCUCCGUCCAUGUUAAUGUAUAUUUUGGACUAGAAUAAGUUUUUUUUUUACCUGUUCAUAUGGACUUUAGAUGUAACAUAUGUAUACCACCUUCUGUAGAUUAUUUUCGUAAAUGUUAUCGCAUGCCAAAGAAACAUUAUAGGUACAAAUAUAUAUCGAAACAUAUUUAUGUCUUAAAGAAAUAUUUUUUGCAUGCAAAAACUAUACACGUGUUAGGUAAGUUAGUUUUAAGUAUAUAAAUCACAAUGUAUAUAAUUAUUUAGAUUUUUAUACAUAACAGAGGAUAUAUUUUAGAGACUACUGCAGACCUCUCUAAAGUAUAUCUGGAAGCCUAGUCUUUAAGUUACCUUUUUGUUGUGAUGUGUCAGAAAUGUGUAAUAAAUGACAUCUUACUAA